This is a messenger RNA of Brassica oleracea var. oleracea, 543 nucleotides long. RefSeq lists its product as uncharacterized. The record is from RefSeq and is a predicted model, not a curated record. The transcript is spliced from 2 exons. Bases 1 to 543 code for a protein of 180 amino acids. NCBI's taxonomy places the organism in Eukaryota, Viridiplantae, Streptophyta, Magnoliopsida, Brassicales, Brassicaceae.
AUGGAGCUCCCUCCUCCGCCGCCACCGGAGAGAUCAAAGCGCCUCCAUAACUUCACCUUACCUUAUCUCCGAUGGGGUCACCAGAGAUCCCUCAGGUGCGUCAACUUACCCUCUUCUUCUUCUUUCCCUCCUUCUCCCGAUCAUGGAGAGAGGAGGAAUCUAAGCAUCGAUCCCAUCUGCGAUGGGAAACCACCAAAGGUCUCGACUUUGGGAAACGGAGGAGGCGAUGAUGCCGCUGCAGUAGCAGAAGCAGCUCGGCCGUGGAAUCUGAGGACGAGGAGAGCUGCUUGUAACGAACCCACGAGGAUCACACAUGGUCAUGGAGACUCGGAGAAGAAGGAGAAAGUGAAGUUCUCUGUUUCUUUGUUGAGGGGAGAAAUCGAAGAGGACUUCACAUCCCUCUUUGGGAAAAAACCUCCUCGAAGGCCAAAGAAGAGACCAAGACUUGUUCAGAAUCAAAUCAUUACUCUUUUUCCCGGAUUGUGGCUAGCAGAACAAGUAACAGAAGGCUCUUACGUCGUCCCUGAGCCUGUGGAAACAUGA